Cuscuta campestris is the source of this 371-nucleotide messenger RNA. NCBI's taxonomy places the organism in Eukaryota, Viridiplantae, Streptophyta, Magnoliopsida, Solanales, Convolvulaceae. The record is from the annotation of a GenBank genome assembly.
UAUAUCAAUAUGCUUAUGGCAAUCCUAUCUAAACACUGCAAAAGCUGAAUAUAGAUAAGAUCUCAUUACUCUCAGUAAGGUCCAACUAAGCUGAAAAUAAUGUUGUCUUGAUAAGGUCUUAAUUUCUUGUAAUGAAUUAUAUACAUAUUUACUGAAGUAGAGUUAUUUAUUGGAGCGAAUAUUCCUUAUUUUGUCAAUAAAGAUGAGCUCUUUAUGCAGGAAGUUAUGGGCAUCACAUACAAAUUCAGAGUUUCUAACAUUUGCAUUGCUUUGGAUUCAAACCUACAUGAAAAAUUGUUUUUGCAGCUCCUUCUAAGCCCCUAGUUUUGCAACAGAUUGAAGCAUGCCAUAACAUUGUAGAUAUACCACAG